Gaeumannomyces tritici R3-111a-1 is the source of this 276-nucleotide messenger RNA. RefSeq lists its product as hypothetical. Bases 1 to 276 code for a protein of 91 amino acids. The record is from RefSeq and is a predicted model, not a curated record. Lineage: Eukaryota; Fungi; Ascomycota; Sordariomycetes; Magnaporthales; Magnaporthaceae. The transcript has a single exon.
AUGGCCACACCUCAUGACAACAUCCAAUUGAGCUUCCAUCUUCUGGCCGCGUCAAAAGGCUCGGCUCGCUUCGAUUCGGCCCCCCUCGUCCCCGCGCCCGGCCGCAACCCUUGCCAUUGGCGAAUCACAGCCAAGCCACAGCCGCGAGACUGUUCUAGCCAGGGACUUUCCCAGUGCCGAAGCCACCUUCCCGUUCAGGCAAGUCCCAGCGUCUUGGCGCUCAACCCCGCUGUCCACCACUCGAUCGCCUCCAGCAGCAGGCCCGACAAGACUUGA